This is a messenger RNA of Populus nigra (black poplar), 1842 nucleotides long. RefSeq names its product glutathione gamma-glutamylcysteinyltransferase 3-like. The transcript is spliced from 8 exons. Gene Ontology annotation, biological process: response to metal ion; cellular detoxification of cadmium ion; phytochelatin biosynthetic process. Gene Ontology annotation, molecular function: metal ion binding; glutathione gamma-glutamylcysteinyltransferase activity. The coding region runs from base 102 to 1592 and encodes 496 amino acids. Lineage: Eukaryota; Viridiplantae; Streptophyta; Magnoliopsida; Malpighiales; Salicaceae. The record is from RefSeq and is a predicted model, not a curated record.
GCAUGUUUCUUUACUUUAAUUAAAUUAAAUGCAAGUCUAAAACUUUAUAAUUGAGAGAGAAGAUAAAAAAUUUCCUCCACAAGAAAGAGGAAAGAAAAAAAAUGGCGGUGGCAGGUUUCUACAGGAGAGCGCUUCCUUCUCCUCCUGCCAUUGAGUUCGCUUCUCCAGAAGGCAAGCAACUGUUCACUGAGGCACUUGAAGGAGGGACCAUGAAUUCGUUUUUCAAAUUAAUAUCUUACUAUCAAACCCAGUCAGAGCCUGCCUACUGUGGACUUGCCAGCCUUGCCAUGGUCUUAAAUGCCCUAGCAAUAGACCCUGGAAGAACAUGGAAAGGCCCAUGGAGAUGGUUUGAUGAUUCAAUGCUUGAUUGUUGUGAACCCUUGGUUAAGAUCAAAGAAAAAGGCAUUACAUUUGGGAAAGUUGCUUGCUUGGCUCAUUGUAAUGCAGCUAAAGUUGAAACUUUUAGGACAAAUGAAAUCACAGUUGAUGGUUUUAGGAGAUUUGUGGUUUCUUGUAAUUCUUCAGAGGAUUAUUAUAUCAUUUCAUCGUACCACAGAGGGGCUUUUAAACAGACUGGAAGUGGUCAUUUCUCCCCAAUUGGAGGCUAUCAUGCUGGAAAGGAUAUGGUUCUUAUCUUGGAUGUUGCCAGAUUCAAAUACCCACCUCACUGGGUUCCUCUUGAACUUCUUUGGGAGGCUAUGAAUACUAUCGAUAAAGCAACAGGACAUCAUAGGGGGUUCAUGAUACUUUCAAAGCUUGACAAAGCAUCAUCUAUUCUUUAUACUUUGAGCUGUAGGCACAAGGGUUGGAGCAGUGUUGCCAAUUACUUGAGUGCAGAUGUUCCUCACCUUCUGAAAUCAGAGGAUGUAAAGGAUGUAGAGGAAGUACUCUCUGUUGUGUUUAAAUCACCACCUGCUGACCUCAGAGAGUUCAUCAAAUGGGUUGCAGAAGUUCGGAGACAGGAUGAUGGGGGUAUAAUCUUAAGUGAAGAAGAGAAAGGAAGGCUUUCCAUCAAGGAAGAGGUGUUGAAACAAGUACAAGGGACUGAACUAUUUAAAUAUGUGACCAGAUGGUUGGUUUCUGAAAUUUCAACAUGUAAAGGCGCAAUUUCAGGUCAUAACAAUGAAUUGCCUGAAAUUGCUGCAAAUGUCUGCUGCCAAGGAGCAAAACUUUUGACUGAAAAUUUCAGUUCACUGGAUUGUAUGGUCUUUAAGAAAGCAGGUGUGAAAUUUCGGAAAAGUGAUGGUGAAAAGCCUGUAACAGAGGUGUCAGGAACUGUGUUUACUGACGGCUCUGAACAAGGUGUUGAUAUGCUGGUUCCUUUAUCUCAGACAGCGGCCAGCAGUUUGUGUGAUCUAGAUCAGAAUGGUUGCCAUGGAUUCCAUCCGUCUGCUGGAGAUGUUUUAUCAGUUCUCAUAUUUUCCCUACAUCAAAAUACAUGGUCCAAUAUUAAAGAUGAGAAACUUCAGGCAGAAAUCAAUUCUCUGGUAUCAAUUGACAAUGUCCCCCCUCUGCUUCAAGAGGAGGUUCUGCAUCUACGGCGGCAGCUCCAUUUCCUAACAAUUGAUAUUGGCCUUGCAUCUGCAUCAUGACCUUUCCACUUUUUCUUCCUCUCUGAUAUCUUCCGGACAAGGUUCAUAACGCAUACAGCUUGCCAUUUUAAGCAUUUGAUCGGGUAUUUAAUACUAAAGAUUUAAAGGAUUUACUUGCAUGACAGGUUGAAGAGUGUGCAAAAGAUAAACACUACCACAUGAUGUAAGAGAGUUUAUAGAUUUUCAAGUUUAAAUGCCAAGGACAAAACCAUUAGCUUUUCUGUGAUAAUAAUACCAACGAAUUCGAUCA